UUGCUGGUGUCGCCUCCAGAGAUCUGGUUUAUAUGGAUUUUGCAGUUUUCCAGCAGAAAUCUUGAGAAGCACUAACCAGUUCAAAGCCAUGGCCUUUGGUUCAGUGACAUUCAGGGAUGUGGCCAUAGACUUCUCACCAGAAGAAUGGGAAUUCCUGGACUCAGCUCAGAGGGACUUAUAUAGGGAUGUGAUGUGGGAAAAUUAUAGAAACUUCAUUUCACUGGCAGGACAUUCCAUUUCUACACCAGAUGUGAUUACAUUAUUGGAUGACGGGAAGGAGCCCUGGAUGCUUAUGAGGGAAAGGAUAAGAAGACACUACCUUGAUUUGGACUCCAGAUACAGGACUAAUACUUUAUCUUCAGAAAAGGAUAUUUGUGAAAUAUAUUCAUUCCAAUUGGAAGUAAUGGAAAAAAUUAAAAGCUAUUGCCUUCAGGACUCCAUUUUUAGAAAUGAUUGGGAAUGCAAAAGUAAGAUUGAGGGGCAAAUGGAACCACAAGAAGGAUGUUUGGGGCAAGUGGAAAUUACUUCUGAAAAAAUGACCACAUACAAAAAGCAUAAUUUUCUCGCUGAAUAUCAGAGAGUUCAUAAUAGGGAAAAGUUAUAUGAAUGUAAGGAAUGUAGGAAGACCUUUAUUCGUCGCUCAACACUUAGUCAACACCUGAGAAUUCAUACUGGUGAGAAACCUUAUAAAUGUAAGGAAUGUGGGCAGGCUUUUAGACAACGUGCACACCUUAUUCGACAUCACAAACUUCAUACUGGUGAGAAACCCUAUCAAUGUAAGGAAUGUGGGAAGGCCUUUACAGUGCUCCAAGAACUUACUCAACAUCAGAGACUCCAUACUGGUGAAAAGCCCUAUGAAUGUAAAGAAUGUGGAAAGGCCUUUAGAGUACAUCAGCAACUUGCUCGACAUCAGAGAAUUCACACUGGUGAGAAACCCUAUGAAUGUAAGGCGUGUGGGAAGACCUUUAGGCAGUGUACACACCUUACUCGACAUCAGAGACUUCAUAUUGCUGAGAAGCUCUAUGAAUGUAAGCAAUGUGGGAAAGCCUUCGUGUGUAGUCCAGACCUUCGAGUACAUCAGAAAAUUCAUUUUGGUGAGAAGCCCUAUGAAUGUAAGGAAUGUGGAAAGACUUUUAGAAUAUGCCAACAACUUACUGUCCAUCAGAGUAUUCAUACUGGUGAGAAACCCUAUGAAUGUAAGGAAUGUGGGAAGACUUUUAGAUUAAGACAACAACUUGUUCGCCACCAGAGAAUUCAUACUCAUGAGAAGCCCUAUGAAUGUAUGGAAUGUUGGAAGACCUUUAGUAGUUACUCACAACUUAUUUCACACCAGAGCAUUCAUAUUGGUGAGAGACCUUAUGAAUGUGAAGAAUGUGGGAAGGCCUUUAGACUGCUUUCUCAACUUACUCAACAUCAGAGUAUUCAUACUGGUGAGAAACCCUAUGAAUGUAAGGAAUGUAGAAAACCCUUUAGACUGCUCUCACAACUUACUCAACAUCAGAGUAUUCAUACUGGUGAGAAACCUUAUGAAUGUAAGGAGUGUGGUAAGGCUUUUAGACUUUAUUCAUUUCUUACUCAACAUCAGAGAAUUCAUACAGGUGAGAAACCCUACAAAUGUAAGGAAUGUAAGAAGGCCUUUAGACAGCAUUCACACCUUACUCAACAUCAGAAAAUUCAUAAUGAAAUUUAGUACAAGAAAGCCUUGAUGUGUACAUUAUGUUACAGAAUAUCACAAAAUUCAUUUUGAGAAUUGUUUUCAUGCUCACAUCAAAGCAUAAGAAAUUUUAUAUGACAGGAAAAAUUUUGCUUUAAAAGCCUUCCUUCACCAUUCAAACAUUGCCUCUGGCAAAUGUAUGUCAGAGAAUAAUACAAUUAAUAUAAGAAAAGCUUUAGCUUUCUUUAUCAUUGUCUCCAUUUCACCACUUUAUUACCACUUUGUUACUGGACAAGGUACUUAAACUUCUGUGACUCAUUUUGUUCACGUGUAAAAUGGUGAUGAUAUGUAUAUUAUUUAUUGCUGUAUAAUAAAUUACCACAACUUAAUUAAUAGCUUAAAAUAAUACAUAUAUAUUAUUUCACAAUUUCUAUGGAUUGGGAGUCUGGGUGUAACUUAGUUGGGUCUUCUGCUUCAGAAUUUCUCAUGAGGCUAAAAUCAAGAUUUUAGCUAAGGCUGGGUCUGAUCUGAAGGCUCAACUGGGAAAGGGAUCCACUUCCAACCUCAUAUGGUUGUUGGCUGAAUUUAUUUUCUUGAGGGCUACUGCACUGAGGUCCUAAGUUUCUGACUGUUGGCAAAAGGCUGACCUCAGUUCCUUGCCACAUAGGCCUCUUUAACAUGGCUGCUCCAUCAACAAAUAGUCUGCUAGAAUCAUAAAAUUUAUAAUCUUGUGUAGUCUAAUCACUGAAGGAAUAUUUCAUCACUUUAUGUCUUCUACUGGCUAGAAGCAAAUUUCUAGGUCGCCUACACUCAAGGGAAGAGGAUUCCAUAAGAGUGUGAAGACCAGGAGGUAGGGUCCACUGAGACCAGUUUAGAGUCAGCCUGUGUACACUGUAAUAGAAUUGUAAGGAUUAAAUAAUUAAUACUUGGAAAAAUAGCAGCCACAAAGCAUGUUUUCUGUACAUAUUAUCUGUAAUUGUUAUCAUUAGUAUUAGUGAAUUCAUAUGAAAGGAAUUUCCUAUAGAAGUAAAAAAUUGAGAAAUGCUUCCUAUUACUGUCCAGCACUUAUUUAAUUUAUUCUGGAUAAAACCUAGGAUGUUAUAUUGAAUGUGAAAAGUUCAUCAUUUAAGCUGCAUCGGAAAUUUCAUGCUGAAAAGAAAACCCUAAGAUUUUCAUGAAUAUGACGUUGUUAAGAGUACAACUAUUGCCCUGACCGGUUUGGCUCAGUGGAUUGAGCGUCGGCCUGCGGACCAAAGGGUCCAAGGUUCGAUUCCAGGUUGCGGGCACAUCUCCAGUAGGGGGCAUGCAGAAGGAAGCUGAUUGAUGUUUCUCUCUCAUCGAUGUUUCUGACUCUCUAUCCCUCUCCCUUCCUCUCUGUAAAACAUCAAUAAAAUAUAUUUUAAAAAAAGAGUACAACUAUUGAAGAAUCAAAGAGAAGCAUGAAAUUAUUUCCCCAUAAUAAAUUUCUGAAAGUAAAGAUUUAUUAUCUCUAUUGUCUAAGCACCAUUCAAAAUUAAUUAGAAACUAUCAAAAAGAUGUCAAAAAGGAAAUAAAUCAUUUGUAAAUUUAAUAUUGUAUGUGCAUAUUCAUGCAUGUGUGUUUGUGUGCAUAAAACACUUGUAUAAAAGAAAACAUUUUUUUACAGUCAGUAUAACUUUUGGUGCUCAAAUUGUCCCAUCUUCAACCAGUGGGAGUUGGGUCUUUUGAAAUGAACCCCCUAGCAGUUAGUUUACUUGGUUAUGGCUAUACAAUUCGUCAGCUAUGGAUGGUGCCUAGGCACUGACUCAUCCUAAAAAUUGGCAAGGGUUAAAUAAUUUAUUUUGUUUUUCCCUUUUGAACGAAGUUUCACAGCCAUCAAAAACUCAAAUUGAUUUUUAAAUCUAGUAAAUACAGAGAGAUUCAUAAGAUUAGAAAAAUCACCACUCUCUAGUUUCCUAAUGGAAUAAUGGAUCCAGAAGAUAAUUGGUAAAUAUCACAACUAUUAAGUGAAAGAUUUUAUAAGUGAGAAUGCUAGAAUGGAUUUGUAAAGCUGACCACCUUGAAUCUGUUCAUCAAUUUUAGCCUCUAUAAAAGUGGGACUAUCAGACUAUUCACCUCCUGAAAGAAUGCAAUAGGAAGUAUGCACCACUACUUAUAAAACCUUAUUUCCAACAUCAUGAACUGAAGGAAUUAAACCUUUAAGUCAAAUUAUUUUAAACCAAGAAUUUGUGGAAUAGAUGAAUAAAAUAAAUGGCAACACAACCAAGCAGCCAAACAGAUUCAGAAUGUGUAAAAUUCUACAAACAACCUGCUUUCUUCAACUAAUGAGUGGCAUGAAAAAGAAAGGAAGGGCAACUGUUAGAUUAAAAGACAAGAGACAUAUCAACUAAAUUUAGUGUAUGGGCAUUACUUGGACCUACUUUGAACAAAAUGUGAAAAGAUUUUGGAGACUGGGGAAAAUGUGGACAUGCGCCAAGUUAAUUAGAUGAUAUUUAGAAAUAAUUUUGUUAAGGAUGAUCAUGUCAAUGUGGUUAUUAAGAAAUGUGAGUGCUCCUGUGUGUAGAGAUACAUGUUUAUAUGUUUAUGAAAUUACUAGAGGCCCGGUGCAUAAAAAUUCAUGCACACGGGGGGAUCCCUCAGCCCAGCCUGCACCCUCUCACAGUCUGGGACCCUUGGGGGAUGCCCACCUGCUGGCUUAGGCCUGCUCCCCAAGAACGGAUGAUCUAAAAGAAAUAAUCAUAACCUUGGGUAAGGAUUUUCUAAAAAGGUAAUGUUUGCAUGAAAAUUCACUGCUGGCGGGGCUGAGGGGAUUGGGGGACUCUGGCAGCAGGUGU
Messenger RNA from Myotis lucifugus (little brown bat), 4467 nucleotides. It is a transcript of the gene ZFP14, whose product is annotated as ZFP14 zinc finger protein. Bases 89 to 1690 code for a protein of 533 amino acids. The transcript is spliced from 5 exons. The record is from RefSeq and is a predicted model, not a curated record. Lineage: Eukaryota; Metazoa; Chordata; Mammalia; Chiroptera; Vespertilionidae. Gene Ontology annotation, molecular function: RNA polymerase II cis-regulatory region sequence-specific DNA binding; DNA-binding transcription factor activity, RNA polymerase II-specific. Gene Ontology annotation, biological process: regulation of transcription by RNA polymerase II.